AUGUCAGAUAAACGCCAGCGUGCCAGGGUGCAGGGAUCCUGGGCCAAACAGCUGCCCAAACAACCGAGACCAGCAGGAUCGCUGCCAACCUCUCCUAGUCAAAAUGUAUUGGACGUCCAUGCCAAUCCAGUUGUAGCAUCAUGGGGAGUUCAUACAAAGAGGACCCCUGGGAAUUUUGAGUUCCAACAGCCCAUUAAGCAAGUUAGAGAGGUUCCACCAGAGAAGGUUAUUGACCAGGCAGGUGAUUAUGAGAUCAGCCAUGGGCCGUCAGGAGUGUCCAGACUGAGGCUGCUACCAGGGUUUCUUCCAGCACAAGAGGCUGACUGGAUGUUCAGUAAACUUCUUGCAGAGCUUCCCUGGUCACAAAAGACAAAUUUUAGACAAGGUGAGGCCUACUCAGAACCAAGGUUGACCUGCUGGUUUGGAGAGUUACCCUACACAUAUGCUCGCUCCACUAUGGCUGCCAAUACAAAGUGGCAUCCGUUGCUGCUGAGCCUUCGCCGAGCGGUCGCUGAGGCAAGCGGCGGAGGAGACGACUGCUUCAACUCGCUGCUCUGCAACCUCUACAGAGACGGACACGACAGCAUCGGCUGGCACAGUGAUGACGAGGCCUCGCUGGGCCGCCAGCCCGUCAUCGCUUCGAUCAGUCUGGGCGACAACAGAGUGUUCAGUCUCCGCAAAAAACCGCCGCCGGAAGAAAAUGGUGACUACACUUAUAUGGAGUGUAUUAAAAUUCCUUUGAGUCAUGGCACACUGCUUUUCAUGGAAGGUGCCACACAAGAUGAUUGGCAGCAUCAGGUGGCUAAGGAGUAUCAUGACCGUGGCCCUCGCAUCAACUUGACCUUCAGAAGAACAUUCCCUGAGCCGCAGGGCCACCGACCGGGCACUAAAUUGCGUUUUACUACUAAGCAGACAUGA
Molecule: messenger RNA, 918 nt
Organism: Nerophis lumbriciformis (worm pipefish)
Lineage: Eukaryota; Metazoa; Chordata; Actinopteri; Syngnathiformes; Syngnathidae
Source: RefSeq, a predicted model, not a curated record